This is a messenger RNA of Ceratitis capitata (Mediterranean fruit fly), 856 nucleotides long. It is a transcript of the gene icln, whose product is annotated as methylosome subunit pICln. Gene Ontology annotation, biological process: mRNA cis splicing, via spliceosome. The transcript is spliced from 3 exons. Lineage: Eukaryota; Metazoa; Arthropoda; Insecta; Diptera; Tephritidae. Bases 122 to 790 code for a protein of 222 amino acids. Gene Ontology annotation, cellular component: cytosol; spliceosomal complex. The record is from RefSeq and is a predicted model, not a curated record.
UAUAUGUACACUGUUCAAGGUAGGACCUAAACUGACCUAAUAUUUUCCAGUUCAAAGAUAUAGUGAGGGCCGGCUUUUUAAUUAACAAAUUGUUUAAUUAUUUCCGUGAUAUCUGGAAAUAAUGGCUUUAAUAGCGCAAGUAAGCCCACCAGAAAAUGGUCUAAUUUAUACUGCUAAUAAUGCAAAAUUAAAAAUCGGCGAGAAAGUUAUUGGAAAAGGAGCGUUAUAUAUAAGCCAAAACUCUCUUGCAUGGCAGGCGGAAAAUAUGAAUGAAGGAAUCUCUUUAGUUUGGAAACUAAUUAGUGUGCAUGGUAUAUCGUCAAAUCCAUCCAAGUGCAUAUAUUUUAUGUUAGACCACAAUCUCGAAUGGCGGGGAGUAUAUGAUAAGGUUACACGGGCUUCUUCUAAUAUCAAUCGCAAUGGGAAUAUUGAUGAAGUGCUCGAUGGCCAUCAGGAAGCACAAAUAGUUAAUGCGUGCAACGUAGAUAUAGAUGAAGGCAAUGCUUCGGAUGAAGAAGAUGAGAAUGAAAAUUUAACUGAGUGUUGGAUUACACCAGACGACGCGAAUACUGUUGAAAUAAUUUUUCAAGCAAUGUCGGAGUGCCAGGCACUUCAUCCUGAUUCUGCUGACAGCAUUUCUGAAGAAAGCGAUUUUAUGGACGAUGAGGACAACUUGGAAAAUGGCAUAGGUUCGGUCAGAAAUAAUGAAAGAAAUGGUAUCGAAGACGCACAAGGUGGAAUACGUAAUUUGAAUCUAAAUGAUGAACGUUUUGCAGAUGCAGAUGAAUAGGUAGCAAAUAAAAAAAGCCAUAUUAUUCUAGUUUUUAUGUAUUCCAAAUAAAGAUAUAUAAGUUUA